Messenger RNA from Parascedosporium putredinis, 936 nucleotides. NCBI's taxonomy places the organism in Eukaryota, Fungi, Ascomycota, Sordariomycetes, Microascales, Microascaceae. The record is from the annotation of a GenBank genome assembly.
AUGGCUGAAAUGCCCCUCCAAAAGUUGACGACACCAAAAUUGGACGUCUUCUUCCAUCCGGCCACCGCCCUUUUUGAUAGGAUCCAAAAUGAGUUAUCGUUUUACUCGCUCCCCUUUGCCGACCACAAGGGGGCCUACCGAGCGCUACUGACGCGCCUUGUCGCCGCCCUCUUUAUCCUGACAGAGGAUGCCUCUAUUCGGACCGUGGCGGGGCUCCUAGACGCCCUGCUGGCUCGCAUGCCUACUAGCGCUGUUCUCUCGUUUGCGGAGCCGGAGAUGCUUGUAGCUGCCCUGGGGGCGCCUCAUCCAGCCGCUAACCUCCUGGCCUUGGAUAUCCUGCGCCGAGCUGAGGGUACCGAGGGCGCCGAGGUGGUGCUGGAGCGGGAGGUUGUGGAUGCGUUGGUGAACUGUUGGUUGCGCUCAAAGGUAGUCGAGGUUGCCCAGCGUGGAGAAGAGGCCAUUGAGAACCUAUUGAGGCGGACGGCGCGAGGGGACGCUGCCCUUACGGAUGCUGCUCAACGACUCUCCCUUGAAGAUGAUGAAAACGAGGAAGAGUACGUGCUAGACAUGUGGGAGGAUCUCCUGCGCGGACAGGCAGCUAUCGCGAUCGUAGAUAUCUGCGUCCAGGACACGGACGAACGCCAGGCCUCCCUCUCGCAGACCCGCCUUCUCGGCCUUCUACCCCGCCUUGCGCGUCUUGACUUUCCUGCACUUGCAUCCGCCACUCUACCCCGUCGCCCGGCUAGCUCUAACACCCUCCUGCAGAUGGCGAUCGACUUCGUUGACAGGGAUGAUAUCGCCAUGUAUCUCGUCCUCGUGCAGUUCUACAAGGACCUCUUCACCCAAGUCUUCGCUGCCGUCUCCCCUCAGACUCGGGCAACAGUGAUGGCCAGCCGGGAAAUCCCGCAGCCGGUGAGCGUUUCACAGACUUUGUGA